Molecule: messenger RNA, 1068 nt
Organism: Chanos chanos (milkfish)
Lineage: Eukaryota; Metazoa; Chordata; Actinopteri; Gonorynchiformes; Chanidae
Gene: gpr68
Product: G protein-coupled receptor 68
Exons: 1
Coding region: 1-1068 (355 amino acids)
Biological process (GO): cellular response to pH; G protein-coupled receptor signaling pathway
Cellular component (GO): membrane
Molecular function (GO): G protein-coupled receptor activity
Source: RefSeq, a predicted model, not a curated record
AUGACGAACAUGUCAGAGGACAAAAUCAACUGUACUAUUAGCCACGAGAUCCACCAAUACCUGUUCUCUGCCACAUACAUCCUAGUCCUGCUGGUUGGCUUCCCCACCAAUGCCUACUCCCUCUACCAUGCCUGGCUCCAGCUGAGGGCAAAGAAUGAACUGGGUGUCUACCUGCUGAACCUGACCAUUUCAGACCUGCUGUACCUUGCCUCGUUGCCCCUCUGGCUGCAGUACAUCUUCCAGGGUGAUGACUGGCAGCACCGGGAAUGGCUGUGCCAGCUAUGUGGCUUCUUGCUCUAUGAGAACAUCUACAUCAGCAUUGGAUUCCUCUGCUGCAUCUCCAUCGACCGCUACCUGGCUGUGGUCUACCCCUUCCGCUUCUCCACCCUCCGAUCCAUGCGUGCUGCUGCGUUCAUUAGUGCCCUGAUCUGGCUCAAAGAGGUGGCUGUGGGUGUGGUCUUCUUCCGCCAUAAGGAGUUGAGCACAGAUAGGUCCAACCAAUCAGUGUGUUUCGAGCAUUAUCCAAUGAAGCCUUGGGAGCAUGCCAUCAACUACUACCGCUUCUAUGUGGGCUUUCUGUUCCCGUUGGGUAUUCUGUCUUUGUCCUAUUUUCGAGUACUGAGGGCAGUAGGAAAGAGCACUGGUACACAGACAGCCCAGAAAACUCGCAUCAAGCACCUGGUGACAAGUACCAUCAUCAUCUUCUUGGUGUGCUUCUCACCGUACCACAUAUUCCUGCUGGUCCGCACAGAGCUGGAGACAGAAUGCUCCUUCAUCGAGAGUAUCUUCAACUUCUACCACUUUUCUCUGUUGCUCACUAGUUUGAAUUGUGUGGCUGACCCAGCUCUCUACUGUUUUGUGAGUGAGAGUGCCCAGAGGAGCAUCCAGCAAGCUCAGGAAGCCUGUUCACGCGCUCUCUGCCCAAGGUCUAAAAAUGGCUAUGCGCCAGACUCCCAUGAAAUGGUUGUGCCCAGUGACAACACAGCUGGAGCCACAGUGGUUACACUGCUUAAUGAAAACAAAACAGACAGUGACACAGGUUUUAGACAGACAGUAAGGACAAUAUAG